This is a messenger RNA of Pongo pygmaeus (Bornean orangutan), 2444 nucleotides long. Its product is annotated as CTD nuclear envelope phosphatase 1-like. The transcript has a single exon. Bases 488 to 1741 code for a protein of 417 amino acids. The record is from RefSeq and is a predicted model, not a curated record. NCBI's taxonomy places the organism in Eukaryota, Metazoa, Chordata, Mammalia, Primates, Hominidae. Gene Ontology annotation, molecular function: phosphatase activity.
AUCAAAGCAAGAUCUAUAGUUACAAGUUAAGAUGUUAAUUAUAAUCCCCAGGAUAAUCACCAAGAAAAUAAAUAAAAAUAAAAAAUAAAAAAUAAACAGCAAAGGAAUUAAAAUGAUACACUAGAAAAUAUGUUUUUAACAUAUAGGAAAGCAGUAAUGGUGGCACAUAGGGACAAAGAUGACACAGGACAUAUAGAAAACAAACAGCAAAAUAGCCAUUAAACAUAAGUGGAUUAAACACUGCAACCAAAGGGCAGAGAUAGGCAGAAUGAAAAAAUACAUGAACCAAGCCAGGAACAGUGGCUCAUACCUGUAAUCUUAGCACUUUGGGAGUCUGAUGUGAGUGGAUUGCUUGAGCCCAAGAGUUUGAGACGACCCUGGGUAACACAGCAAAACCCUGUCUCUACAAAAAAUACAAAAAUUAGCUGGGUGUGGUGACGCUUACCUGUAGUCCCAGCUACUUGGGAGGCUGAGGCAGGAGAAUGGCAUGAACCCGGGAGGUGGAGCUUGCAGUGAGCUGAGAUCACACCAACUGCACUCCAGCCUCGGCGACAGCGAGACUCUGUCUCAAAAAAAAGAAAAAAAAAAGAAAUUAGAGGCGCAGCGGACCACUCUCCGCUUUCCCCCCUUCCCCCUCCCUCCCUUUUCCCUUCCUCCUUUUUCCCUAGCCCCCUCCCCCGCUGCGCCCUCCUCCAGUUAUCCUUCCUCUUUCCUCCUGGUCUCGGAGGACCCCAUCCUAGCCCGACCUGUCUCGGCCCGCAACCUCCCCAAAGGCGUCGGUGCCACUCCCAGCCCAUGUGGGCCCCCGCGGGCUGCCCACGCCUGUCCCCCAGCUCCCCGUUCCGCUGGGCUUUCCCCUUGCCAGGGGUGGCUUUCUGAGCCGCCCGCUCCGUGCCCCUCUCUGCAUUCUCUCCUGCCACUCGGGGGCCCCGUUCCCUCUCCCUUCGGCGGGGGGCUGGCAGAGCUGGGCCGCAGGGGCCCUGGUACCGGCGGUGCCGGGGUCAUCCAAAUGAUGCGGACGCAGUCUGCUGGGCUGCGCACGUUCGUGGCCUUCGCCUCCAAGCUCUGGAGCUUCUCCAUUUACCUUUUGCGGGGGCAGAUCCGCACGGUAAUUCAGUACCAAACUGUUCGAUAUGAUAUCCUCCCCUUAUCUCCUGUGUCCCGGAAUCGGCUAGCCCAGGUGAAGAGGAAGAUCCUGGUGCUGGAUCUGGAUGAGACACUUAUUCACUCCCACCAUGAUGGGGUCCUGAGGCCCACAGUCCGGCCUGGUAAGCCUCCUGACUUCAUCCUCAAGGUGGUAAUAGACAAACAUCCUGUCCGGUUUUUUGUACGUAAGAGGCCCCAUGUGGAUUUCUUCCUGGAAGUGGUGAGCCAGUGGUACGAGCUGGUGGUGUUUACAGCAAGCAUGGAGAUCUAUGGCUCUGCUGUGGCAGGUAAACUGGACAAUAGCAGAAGCAUUCUUAAGAGGAGAUAUUACAGACAGCACUGCACUUUGGAGUUGAGCAGCUACAUCAAGGACCUCUCUGUGGUCCACAGUGACCUCUCCAGCAUUGUGAUCCUGGAUAACUCCCCAGGGGCUUACAGGAGCCGUCCAGACAAUGCCAUCCCCAUCAAAUCCUGGUUCAGUGACCCCAGCGACACAGCCCUUCUCAACCAGCUCCCGAUGCAGGAUGCCCUCAGGUUCACCGCUGACGUUCGUUCCGUGCUGAGCCGAAACCUUCACCAACAUCGGCUCUGGUGACAGCUGCUCCCCCUCCACCUGAGUUGGGGUUGGGGUGGGGAAAGGGAGGGCGAGCCCUUGGGAUGCCGUCUGAUGCCCUGUCCAAUGUGAGUACUGCGUGGGCAGGGUCUGCCCCUCCUACCCCUCUGCCCCGGGAGCCCUACACUCCACUUGGAGUCUGGAUGGACACAUGGGCAGGGGGCUCUGAAGCAGCCUCAUUCUUAACUUCAUGUUCACACUCCAUGGAAACCCCAGACUGGGUGGGACACAGGCGGAAGCAUAGGAGAGUCGAAUCAGUGUUUGUGAAGAGGUAGGACUGGCCAGAGUGACAGACAUACGGUGAUCUAGGAGGCUCAAAGAGAAGCCAAGUCAGCUUUGUUGUGAUUUGAUUUUUUUUUUAAACUCUUGUACAAAACUGAUCUAAUUCUUCACUCCUGCUCCAAGGGCUGGGCUGUGGGUGGGAUACUGGGAUUUUGGGCCACUGGAUUUUCCCUAAAUUUCUCCCCCCUUUACUCUCCUUCUAUUUUUCUCUCUUUAGACUCCCUCAGACCUGUAACCAGCUUUGUGUCUUUUUUCCUUUCUUCUCUUUUAAACCACGCAUUAUAACUUUGAAAAAAAAAAAAGAAAUUAGAAAAAGGACAGCAAACUAAAUGCAAAGCAAGAAGAAGCAAGGAAAUAAUAAAGAUUAUAACAGAAAUGAAUGAAGUAAAGAAUAGAAAAAUAG